AUGUCGUCGCUACUCCCCAUCAUCACAGAGAUCCUGCCCAUGAUACUGCCUUCUACCACUGAGGUGACCCAUGCGGACCAGCUCAAACCCAUGCUGGAUAAUGAAGGACGCUCCAUCCGAGAUUCCGCCAUUGUCGGUAAGUGUGACAAGAUGUGUGCUUCGGUCCUUCGCAUACCCCCCAACUCUUGGUCCCCAAUUCACCACAAUAGCGAGCAAGACGCCAUCAUCAACGUGGUGUCCGGUACCGGGACACUCGUCGUGAAGGAGGGCUUUAAGGGCGAAUUGCGACAUCACGAGCUUCACCCGGGAGACUUUGCAUUCGUCCCGGCUUGGACGGAGCACCAGGCCCGGAAUGAUUCAGACCAGGAUCUUGUUUGGGUCAUCACUCAAAGCGGCCCCCGUCCGGUUGGAGCCAUCUUGACUGAUUGGGGGGGUCAGGAGAUCAAGACUAUUGAGUGA
Messenger RNA from Trichoderma breve, 459 nucleotides. Its product is annotated as cupin domain-containing protein. The transcript is spliced from 3 exons. Lineage: Eukaryota; Fungi; Ascomycota; Sordariomycetes; Hypocreales; Hypocreaceae. The record is from RefSeq and is a predicted model, not a curated record. Bases 1 to 459 code for a protein of 152 amino acids.